AUUAAUUAGAUUCCAUGGAGCCUUAUUUUUCUUCAAUUCAAUCUCUUGUGGGUGAGAUCAAGAGAGAUUUGAUGCUGUCCUCAACCCUCAGCCAUUUCCCAACAACGUUUGUUUCCCCAUCAGCUUAUGAAACUGCUUGGCUGGCCAUGAUUCCCCAAGACCCACAAUCAAAAAAGGGUCCAAUGUUCAAAGGUUGCUUGGAUUGGAUCAUAAAUAACCAGAAAGAAGGAGGGUUUUGGGGAGAAGAAGACCAGGAAGGAUAUCCCACCAUUGAUGCCCUUCCCUCCACUCUAGCAUGCAUUGUUGCUCUCAACAUGUGGGCUGUUGGCAAAGAAAAUGUCACUAAAGGGCUGGUCUUCAUCCAUGGAUAUUCUGAAAAAUUGCUUAUGAGGGCCAAAAAUAGUUAUCAUCAACCUCCUCGCUGGUUAACUAUAGUUUUACCUGGAACCAUCGAACUUGCUCAGGCAAGAGACCUUAAAAUUGAGUUUAGUCUUGCUUUCAAUGAAAUGGUGUCUGAAUUGUUCUUCCACAGGCAGAAAAUUCUUGCAACGGAAGUGAUUGUGGACAAAUGCCACAACUUUCCAUUAAUGUCAUACCUCGAAGCGCUUCCAGCAUCGUAUAUAAUAAAUGAACAAGAUGUGUUGAUGAAUUUGAGUGAAAAUGGGUCGUUGUUUCAAUCUCCAUCUGCAACUGCAUUCGCGUUUAUGGCCACUGGAAACCAUAAAUGCUUGAAGUACUUAGAGUUUGUAGUAAAGGAAUGUGACAAUGGAGUCCCCACCACGUAUCCUUUUGACGAAGAACUCAUCAAGCUGUAUAUCAUCAACCAGAUACAAAGAUUAGGAUUGGCUGAGCAUUUUGGUGAAGAAAUUGACCAAACUUUAGAAACUAUUCAUAAAAGUUACAACAACCACGAAUUCACCGGAGACAACACCGAUUUUACCCCAGUAAAUAUUUAUAAAGACAGUCUCGCAUUUCGUCUUCUCCGAAUGCAUGGCUAUAACGUUACACCAGAUAAAUUUUGCUGGUUUGUUCACAAUCAAGACAUUAUUUCCCACAUAGAAAUUUACCAUGAACAAUACAUGAGUGCUUUGUACAACAUUUAUUGUUCCUCCGACCUAAUAUUUCCAGAAGAGCGUCAAUUAGAGAAAGCAAGAUCGUACUCUAUAAGAUUGCUAAGAAAAGGCGUUUCUUCAAUAAAUGCCAGCGAAGAUAGUCUUGUUGCUUUCCCCAAUUUGAAAAGUUUGAUUGACCGUGAUUUGAAUGUUCCAUGGAUGGCUCGCCUAGAUCAUCUUGACCACAGGUUUUGGAUUGAAGUUAACAUGGAAGCUGAUACCUUAUGGGUUGGCAAGGCUUCUUAUUAUAGGUUGCUGCCUCUUCAAAAUGAUAAACUAAUACAACUUGCUGUGAGAAAUUAUGAGUUUCGGCAGUCAAUUUAUAGGAAGGAACUUGAAGAACUCAAAAGGUGGUCUAAGGAUUGGGGUAUAACUUCCAUGGGAUUUGGUCGCCAAAAAUCUGAUUACUGCUAUUUUUCCAUCGCUUCUGCCACUUCGUUGCCCCAUGACUCUAUCGUCCGGAUGAUUGUUGCCAAGAGUUCCACAGUUGUUACAAUUGCCGACGACUUUUUCGACACAAAAGGUUCUUUAGAAGAAUUGCAGACGUUGACGCAAGCUUUUCAAAGAUGGGAUGGGAAUGAUUUGACCAGCCACUCUAAAAAAAUAUUCGAUGUAAUCGACCACCUCGUGACUGAUAUAUCGACAAAGCUCCACCUUCGAAGCGGACAAAACGCGUUGGAAAACCUUCGCGAAAUGUGGAGGGUAACAAUUGCUUCGUGGAUGAAAGAGGCGACAUGGAGCAAAAUGGGAUAUGUUCCAUCAAUGGAUGAAUAUUUGGAAACUGGUACGAUAUCCUUCGCCAUGAACACGAUGAUUCUCCCAGGUGCUUGUUUCUUGACUCCCGGUUAUCCGAGCAACAUGCUGGAUCCCUCCAACUAUGAACACAUCACAAACUUGCUCAUGGGAGCAACGCGAUUGUUGAAUGAUGUCCAAGGCUAUCAGAAAGAAGAGGAGGAAGGAAAAAAGAACUUCGUAUUGCUAUAUUUGGAAGAAAACACAAAUGCUUCGGUUGUAGAAUCGAUUGCCUAUGUGAAAGAAAUGAUUGAUGGUAUGAAGAAAAAAUUACUCAAACAUGCCCUGUUGGAUGGAGUUGGAGGUUCACGCCAAUUGCCUAAAACAUGCAGAAUUUUCCACUUAUCAUGCCUAAGAAUUUGUCAAAUGUUUUUCAACUCUCGUAAUCUAUUCGAAUCGGUUUCGGACCUCGCUCACGAUAUAAACAUGGCAAUUUAUAUCCCACUACCUUCAAAAAUCGAUACAUCUAAAUUUGUAAUGGAAGUUAAAAGGCUGAAUUGA
This is a messenger RNA of Impatiens glandulifera, 2405 nucleotides long. Its product is annotated as (E,E)-geranyllinalool synthase-like. Lineage: Eukaryota; Viridiplantae; Streptophyta; Magnoliopsida; Ericales; Balsaminaceae. The record is from RefSeq and is a predicted model, not a curated record. Gene Ontology annotation, molecular function: magnesium ion binding; terpene synthase activity. The transcript is spliced from 11 exons. Gene Ontology annotation, biological process: diterpenoid biosynthetic process. Bases 15 to 2405 code for a protein of 796 amino acids.